GGCCGGGCGCCGUACUUAGCGCGGGGGCGGCCCCGGGAAGCUACGGCGGCUGCUCAGGCACCGGCACCAGCAUCGGCAUCGGCCUGGACGGUCGCAGGCUGCAGGCCCAGGCCCUUGGCGGCGGCGGCGGGCGGUGAGUCUAGGAUCCAGUUUCCAAAAUGUGGCAGCUUUUGGCCACCCUCAGCUGCCUGGUGGUGCUGACCAGUGCCCGGAGCGAUCUGCAUUUCCCACCUCUGUCGGAUGAGCUGGUCAACUUUGUUAACAAGCAAAACACUACGUGGAAGGCUGGACACAACUUCUACAAUGUGGACCUGAGCUACGUGAAGAAGCUGUGUGGCACCGUCCUGGGCGGGCCCAAGCUGCCCCAGAGAGCUGCAUUUGCUGAGGGCAUGAGUCUGCCUGAACGCUUCGAUGCCCGGGAACAGUGGCCAAACUGCCCGACCAUCAAAGAGAUCAGAGACCAGGGAUCCUGUGGCUCCUGCUGGGCGUUCGGGGCCGUGGAAGCCAUUUCUGACCGGAUCUGCAUCCGCAGCAACGGGCGUGUCAACGUGGAGGUGUCCGCCGAGGAUAUGCUGACCUGCUGCGGGGACGAGUGUGGGGACGGCUGUAAUGGUGGCUUCCCCUCUGGAGCCUGGAACUUCUGGACCAAACAAGGCCUGGUGUCUGGGGGCCUCUAUAACUCACAUGUCGGUUGCAGACCCUACUCCAUCCCUCCCUGCGAGCACCACGUGAACGGCUCCCGGCCCCCGUGCACGGGGGAGGGUGACACCCCCAAGUGCAGCAAGGUCUGUGAGCCCGGCUAUACCCCGUCCUACAAAGAAGACAAGCACUUUGGAUGCAGUUCAUACAGCAUCUCCAGCGGCGAGAAGGAGAUCAUGGCGGAGAUCUACAAAAACGGCCCAGUCGAGGGGGCCUUCUCCGUGUAUUUGGACUUCCUGAUGUACAAGUCUGGGGUGUACCAGCACGUCACAGGAGAGUUGGUGGGGGGCCACGCCAUCCGCAUCCUGGGCUGGGGAGUGGAGAACGACACCCCCUACUGGCUGGUUGGCAACUCCUGGAACACUGACUGGGGUGACAGUGGCUUCUUUAAAAUCCUCAGAGGACGGGAUCAUUGUGGAAUCGAAUCUGAAAUCGUGGCUGGAAUCCCAUGCACUCAUCAGUACUAGAUCUAACCUCCUGUGGGCCUGUCCACUGGCCCUGGGGCCAUUUUUCUCUAAAUAUAGCCAUUUGGACUGGGGAUCAGGUGGGGGGUAGGAAUGUCUUUUAUUCUUUGAGCUAUGAUGAGAUACAAGGGUUUUCAGACAGGGCCUGAAGGACUGGAUUGGGCCAAGCCUCGUGGGUGCCAUCAGCACUGUCUUCCAAGGAGAUGUAGCCAAGGCCUACCCAGGGGAUGGACAGCUGUCGCAUCGCAAACACUUAGGCGCGUAAGCCACUGCCAGAGUAGGGCGAGUCUUCCCCAGAGACCAGCAGGGCUGUGCCUGCUGUCCCCGCUCCUGCCACCUGCACGCCCCCGCCUCUGCAUCACCGGGGAGCCAGACAGACCUGCAGGGUUGGUAGGUUUCCCAAAGGAGUGGAGAGCAGAGCUUCUAGCUAGAUGGAUUCCCACACAAGCAGACAGCUUCCCACAAGCAGCUUUCUGGAAUAGGCUGAGAAGAGAGAGGGGGGGGCAUGGGGGCAGCCCUCGGGAGAAAGCCACGCUCUCCCAGGGCCCCUGCACCUGUCGAGCUUCGCAGCAUGGCUCACCCUCUCUGGUCUUGUCCUUGGCGUGAUUCUUAGGUUUUCUUUUUCAUGUACCUCGGCUGAUGAUGUGAAUGAGAGUCUCAUAGCUGGAAGGUCUGUACUAGCUGUACAGAUUGUCUCCUUCAAACUGGAUUUUAUGUGACUGACCUGCAGCCCUCUGUUACCACAGCGAAACUAGUUUGGGGGAGAAGCCAGCUUCUACUGUUGAAAAUCACUGCUUCACCCUGUUAUUAUAACAAGGAAAGGAAUGACUGCCAAUAAAAUCCCUCUCCUUCACUGUGAAGUCUGUUCUGGUGGCAUCUCGAAGAUUGUCUGUCACUGUCUGUAGACUUUUAGCUGCUGUCCUUCCUCAUCCCUCAAAAGGAAUCAUGUUCCCAUGGAUUUGGUGCCCUUGAACCUCUAACCAGGAAUCUCUUGCCUGAGUUGAGUGGAACAAAAUAAACACCUAAUUUUAACGUCA
Molecule: messenger RNA, 2200 nt
Organism: Hippopotamus amphibius kiboko
Lineage: Eukaryota; Metazoa; Chordata; Mammalia; Artiodactyla; Hippopotamidae
Gene: CTSB
Product: cathepsin B
Exons: 10
Coding region: 159-1166 (335 amino acids)
Biological process (GO): regulation of catalytic activity
Cellular component (GO): lysosome
Molecular function (GO): cysteine-type endopeptidase activity
Source: RefSeq, a predicted model, not a curated record